This is a messenger RNA of Amphimedon queenslandica, 1098 nucleotides long. Its product is annotated as cyclic AMP-dependent transcription factor ATF-1-like. Lineage: Eukaryota; Metazoa; Porifera; Demospongiae; Haplosclerida; Niphatidae. Gene Ontology annotation, biological process: regulation of transcription by RNA polymerase II. The coding region runs from base 97 to 1014 and encodes 305 amino acids. Gene Ontology annotation, cellular component: transcription regulator complex; nucleus. The record is from RefSeq and is a predicted model, not a curated record. The transcript has 8 exons. Gene Ontology annotation, molecular function: DNA-binding transcription factor activity, RNA polymerase II-specific; RNA polymerase II cis-regulatory region sequence-specific DNA binding.
AUCCAGCAAACCAAAAGGGCAGAAGUGAAGAGACAAAGAAAGUGACGCUGACAGACUAAUCUCUGACGUACUAUCGACUCAUCAUUCAUUGCAUAAAUGUCGAGCGACUCCAGUCCAGGAAAUGUGGCCAGCGAAAAGGGUAUAGCUCCAUCCAUAUCAGUGACACUGCCACCACCUGAGAAGCAAUCGGCAAAUACUCAAUCUGAUGAUGAUGAAGAGCCUCCUCCAAUAUCUAGUGAGCAGUUACUUAGAAGAGCUAGUUUCAAAAAGAUAUUAGAGGACUUGUCGUCAUCGGCUGAAUCCAUUAAUAAACCAGGACUAGAUCCUGCUGCUGGAGUGUCUAUGUUGCAGCAGGCUGCUGGCUUAGCAGCUGCUACCAAUCCUGCUCUUCUUCCAAUUUUACAAAACCUACAGCAGUCGGCUCUUACUAUAGCCAACCAGCCAUCAGCUGCCACUGCAGCAGGGGCUGGAGCUGCUGGAGGUAAUAACGAUUUCACUCAGCAGUUAGCAGCUGCUAUGAUGCUUCCGAAUCACAUCAAUGCACAGCAACAACUAACGGCAGCUUUAUUGAACUCUCAAGCUAAUGCUGUGGCCCAGGCUCCACUCAUUGCCAAUGCUGUGUCUCUGGCUGGUCACAAUAAUUUUCAAUUGCCUUCGAAUUUGCUUUCGUCAGCUUUGCUCAAUGCUUCCAGCAACCAGCUAUCUAAUUUUGGCGCACAGUUACCAGCUGGCGGCGGCAGCGGUACACCAAUAGGACACAAGCAAUCUUUACGUACAGUAUCUAGUCCUGAGGGUUUCGUAGGCUCUCCUCCACUCCCGGGAGAGGAUUCCACUAAAAAGAGAGAAAUAAGACUCAUGAAGAACAGAGAGGCAGCGAGAGAGUGUAGACGCAAGAAGAAAGAAUACAUUCGCUGCCUUGAGAACAGAGUUGCUGUCCUUGAGAGUCAGAACCAAGCACUUAUUGGCGAGCUCCGUGCACUCAAGGAGCUCUAUCUUCCUAAAAACCAGGAAUGAACCAAUGAACCAACUUUCCCUUCUACACACAUUUUGUCAUUGUGUUUCAUUAAAAUUUUUAUGCCAUUGAUUCAUAAAAAUUAA